Megalopta genalis is the source of this 4646-nucleotide messenger RNA. It is a transcript of the gene Ktl, whose product is annotated as BTB/POZ domain-containing protein Ktl. Gene Ontology annotation, molecular function: protein binding. Lineage: Eukaryota; Metazoa; Arthropoda; Insecta; Hymenoptera; Halictidae. Gene Ontology annotation, biological process: protein homooligomerization. The record is from RefSeq and is a predicted model, not a curated record.
CAACAUACACACGAGUGGUGCGUCCUGCCGCGCGCGCGAAGUGGCCUAGGAGAGGAAGCGCAGCGACGAAGCCGAGCUGAGCUCGGCCUUCCUCGACCGAUCGUAGGCGCAGUCUCUCAUCGUCAGUCCUUCUCGUUCUUGGACCCGAGAGAGCACACUUUCGGGGUCAGAUCCAUCCUUGGUGUCCAACAACCUCGUCGCAGCCUCAGCUGUCCUCGGUCACCGACCCGUGCAUCCCAUUCUUAUUGUUCACGCGACCCUCGCCGCUUCUGUGACCGUGUGUUGUGUUUCGGAAGUGUUACAUUGUGAGGUGAAGCCGAUCCCGUCGUCGCACCAACGAGAAUAAACAGAAAGUGGCCGCACGAUUGUGGUUUUCCCCUUUUCUCCCCUCUCUCUCUCUCUCUCUUUCUCAUUCUCCUUCUCCCUCUUUCCCUCUGUUUGUCUCGCUCUCUCUCUCUUUCUCUCUGUCUCUCUCGAGCGACACUGUUCGCUCGCAGCCUCACAAUCAAUCCGAGGACCACCGCUGUUUCUAGCCGACUCGCACACGGUUGUCGUUGACUGGAUUCGCGCGACGGGUCGAACCGACAUACCAGAAGCAUGGUGGAUCAACAGCAGCCGGAACAGCAACAGGAAGCCGUGCCAGGCGUGGUGGAGCUGAACGUGGGCGGUAUAAUUUACACCACCGCGCUGACCACCCUCACCCGGGAGAGCAACUCUCGUCUCGCCACUUUGUUUUCCGGGAAAACGCCGGUCGAGAAGGACCGGAAGGGCAGAUACUUCCUGGACCGGGACGGGGUGCUUUUCCGUUAUGUCCUCGACUUUCUGCGGAAUCAGGCGUUGGUCCUGCCCGAAGAGUUCCGGGAGAAGGAGAGGCUGAAGCAGGAGGCGAAUUUCUACGGUCUACCUGGGCUAGAGCGUGCAAUUUUGGAGAACAAGUUUACGAGCUCGACGGGAAAAAGACUGACCGGGUACAUUACCGUCGGCUAUCGCGGCAGUUUCGCGUUCGGCCGCGAAGGCCUGGCGGACGUGAAGUUCAGAAAGCUGUCGCGGAUACUUGUGUGCGGCCGCGUGACUCUCUGCAGGGACGUGUUCGGCGAGACGUUGAACGAGAGCCGGGACCCUGACCAUGGUACCUCGGAUCGUUACACGUCCAGGUUCUUCCUGAAGCACAGCUGCAUCGAGCAGGCGUUCGACAUGCUCCAGGAACAGGGAUUCAAGCUGGCCGGGAGCUGCGGUUCCGGCACGGCUGGCGGCAACUCGGAGCAGCCGAAGCCCGGCACGGACGCCGAGGAGAAUCGUUGGAAUCAUUACAACGUGUUCGUUUUUUGUCGUGAUUAAAUAGAGUUCCACGUUCCUCUUUGGUCUGAUUUAGCUGAACGAGUCGGUUGUUCGGUAUAGUUGGUGUCUUCUUUGCCGGGAUCGACGAUCGCCCGGUUCCAGAUUACGGAGAAAAAAAAACGGCACUCGGAGGGUCCCGGAACCGUCGUCGGCGGUGCAAGAAACUGCUGCUGCCCGAAGAUUCUCCUUCCGGGACCGAUCGCAAUUGGUAGAGUAAAGAGUAGAAUCAACUUCCCGUGAACAUUGUACAUGUACGAGUAUUAUUCAGAUUAAUCGGGCUACUAGAGCGACAAUGUCACGCAUUCCUCUUUCGAAUGUUCUUUACUCAUUGCCUCCACCGAAUGAAUCCUUUAAACGGCGGAGCCUCGUUCAGAUUGCCCAAGAUUUGUCCCGCGUGCGAGCGAUUCAACGCUCGGCCGAACGCCGGGCCGAGGCGUACCCCAAGAACGAAGCGACGACACCAGGUUCAGAUUGAUUCUGCGGGACAGGGGCUAAAUUGGCCGCGGUACGACGGCCAAGACCAUCGGAAGUAAUAUUGGAGACGACGAGCGGAAUGAUAUUUGGUCGUCGAAUCUUCCGAAGUUUGUUUCUCCGCCCGAGUUCGCCGAGAGCCGCGCCGGCGGGAGCAUGGAAGUUUGAUCGAGCUAGAAAAAACGAGGCUUUACACGAGGGAAUACAAGACAAUGGGACGAUUAUUAUCCGAUCGACGAGACCAAAUUUUUCAAAAAUCGAACGUAUUCGCGACCUCACGCUUAUCUGUCUACCGAUCUACUCGCUAGGGACUAUAGUACUCGUCUAUUUAUAAAAAACGGCACUAUUUCGCCGCACGGAUUCGCAAACUAAACGUCGGCGCUUGUGAUUCGAAGACUUGUCGAACCUGUCGCCGAACCGUGGAUUUUUUCGAUUUGAAAACGAAGGGAAAAGAACGAGGAAGAGAGGAAGAGAGAGAGAGAGAGAGAGAGAGAGAGAGAGAGAGAAAGAGAGAGAAACGCUGUGAGAGGAUAACAGUUUAACGAGACCAACUAGCGUGAAUCAAUCAAUCAAUCACUCAGAGUCUUAACGAUUAUUUUCAAACGGAUACUAACGAACAGACAAAGAAAUGUAGAAUAGAUCCCGGGUUGGCCACCCAACAAGUUUCCCUUCUCAUCAUCGUAAUCAAUCCUAUUAUUCGGAUGGAUCAAGAAACAUAGAUGUUCAAGACUCGGCUUCAAACAACGCUGGUCGACUGUUCGAGGUUGGGCUUGAUAAUUGGACAGGCUGGACGUGCACAAGAGACGCGUGGUGUACGUAUCGUGCAAACGUAGAUUGCGUGUAUGUACACGCCGCCGCGGUGUUUAAGCACACGUUGUCGAGCGAGUUGUCGAAUUUGAUCGCUUUAGGUCGAGAGCGUUUCUCCUCGGAACGGUUCUUCGUUUCGUUAGAAUCUUAAAGGAGGCCGGUCAGUCAGCGUGCUCGCGAGCGAAACGAAAAACGACGUAAGUACAUAUUAGACGGUACGCAUUACACGGAAUCGGGCACGUUUCUCGAGAAUCUAAUCGUCGGACGGAUUUCUUAUCGCGACCGUUUAAAAUAGUCGACUCCGUAGCGGAAGAGACAGAUGUAUGUAUGUAUGUAAUCGGUACUGGAUGUUUCUUUACCUGCGUGGCAAGUCGCACGGCAUCCAUUCGUGUUGGCCAAGAAACGUGUGGAUCGGAACUUCGAAUUAACGGGAGGUAGAGCAGCGUGUUGUGUUCACGAUCUGAACGAGAAUUUUGUCGACGGAAAAUGCUCGGUGCGUUAGCCGGCGCGAGGUAACGAGCGGAAUGAGACUGACGUCGACGUCGGUGCGACGGACGCGCGAACUCUGGUUCGAAUUCUCAAGCGCGGAUAUCUUCUCUAAUCGUAUUACGGGGCGAACAACUACCAACGAAACCGGAUAAGACGAUCUGCACACGAUGACGCUCGCGUUUUAUCGAGUUACCAUUGUAUCAGCUAGAUCUGAAGAGGCUCGCGUAUACGCUCGCGCGAUCCGUGGCUUCUGUUGAGCAAGCGUCCGCGUCCGUGUUAUCGUUUCAAAACAAAUUGAAUCUUCAACGCGAUCCCAGCCACGGGCAGCAACAAGUCAUUUCAAUGCGGAGAAAACAAAAUGAUCCGACGCGCGCGGCGGCACGGAACGGAGCAGGACGGAGCGGACUCGUCCCGGGAACCGCACAAAUUUGCCUCUGGAUUUCGCCGAAGCGCCGGCAAUUUUUCAAGAUGAACGGGCGCGAUCGCGUCACACGCUAAACAAAUGGCCCUUUCAAGAAAAUUUAAAUAUCCGGACACCAGGGACGCCCGGCAUGAAUUCCACUCGAUCUAAGUAGAUCCCACUCGGCCCGUAUUUCUAUUUCGGAUUUUUCGUACUUACACGCAUACUGGAAUUGAUAAAGAAUUCCGUUCUACCAGUUGCAAGACAAUCUUAUCGGCGUAGAACGUAAAUCAGACUUUUUCGUCGUGUCGCCUCUCUUAUUAGACGCCGAAUAGAAUUGUUUGUAAUGUUCCAUCGCGCACGAUGGAGGCGGUUCCCGGACUUUGCAAAUCUUUGACGUCCGUUCGCAGAAAUAUGAUUGCGGCCUGCCUCUGUAAACAGGAAUGUCCACGAGUUCGCACGUGACUUUAUGAUCCAUCGGAUCUACACUGCCGCUCAAAAGUAUGUGGACACCUUUCCUUAACUCUUACUAACUAUUGAAAAAAAAACAUUUGCGAAAUCUUUAAUAAACUCGAUUAAAUUUCACGUACGCCACAAUAUCAGAAAUCGCGUUUAACCAAUAAUUAAUCAAAUCACUCACCAAUAAUAAUAAGAAAACAAUUGUAUCUUCUUCUUAUCAAUAUAUCCCCCGUGUGCUUUUACAAUCGCAUUUAUUAGUUGUGGCGUUCUAGCUGUUAGUUUUUUCAUCACUUCGUUGUCAAUUGGACUCCACUCUGAUUGCAAAACUUCUCAUAAAUGUUUUAAAAAAUAAAUGUUUUAAAAAAUAAAUCUUUCUCUUGCGUAAACUUUUACUUAUUUAAAGGAUUUAAAUAUUUAAAUUUUUCAAUUCGAUGUUAUCAUGGUACAUUACAUGUACAUGCAUUCACAAUAGAAUAAAAAAAAAAAUUUAGCAAUAAUCACUUAAUAAUAAAUAACUAAAUUGGUAAGCGAUCAACGUACUUUCGAGCGACAGUGUAUGUACACUCUCGUUCAUAAAUCACGGGCUACAUUAACAAACGUGUCUUGAAAGCAGACUCAAAUGUUGUUUGAUUUCUAUGAUAAACGUUUCCGAAAUUUUUAAUAAUAAAUUUUUAGUAAAUAA